Molecule: messenger RNA, 2847 nt
Organism: Knipowitschia caucasica
Lineage: Eukaryota; Metazoa; Chordata; Actinopteri; Gobiiformes; Gobiidae
Source: the annotation of a GenBank genome assembly
AUGUGUAAAAGAAGCGAGUCUCUCCGGGCCGCGGUGAAGGAGCGGCUGGCGGCGGCUGCGGAGGAGAUCUUCGCCCUGGUGGAGAGGACCAUAGCGGAGUACGAGGAGGAGGUGAGGAGGUGCAGGCAGGAGAACCAGAAGAGCCGGGAGGAGCACCAGAGGAGCCGGGAUGUGCUGGAGGUGCUGCUGCAGAGACACGAGGUGGAGGUGUUCUACUCUGUUAAACAUGGCAGGGUGGAGGUGUUCUACUCUGUUAAACAGGGUGAGGUGUUCGUAACGCAGAGACCUCUGUCCUCCCACAGACCUCUGUCCUCCCUCAGACCUCUGUCCUCCCUCAGACCUCUGUCCUCCCUCAGACCUCUACCUCUGUCCUCCCACAGACCUCUGUCCUCCCACAGACCUCUGUCCUCCCUCAGACCUCUGUCCUCCCUCAGACCUCUGUCCUCCCUCAGACCUUUGUCCUCCCUCAGACCUCUGUCCUCCCUCAGACCUCUGUCCUCCCACAGACCUCUGUCCUCCCACAGACCUCUGUCCUCCCUCAGACCUCUGUCCUCCCUCAGACCUCUGUCCUCCCUCAGACCUCUGUCCUCCCUCAGACCUCUGUCCUCCCACAGACCUCUGUCCUCCCUCAGACCUCUGUCCUCCCUCAGACCUCUGUCCUCCCACAGACCUCUGUCCUCCCUCAGACCUCUGUCCUCCCUCAGACCUCUGUCCUCCCUCAGACCUCUGUCCUCCCACAGACCUCUGUCCUCCCUCAGACCUCUGUCCUCCCUCAGACCUCUGUCCUCCCUCAGACCUCUGUCCUCCCUCAGACCUCUGUCCUCCCACAGACCUCUGUCCUCCCUCAGACCUCUGUCCUCCCACAGACCUCUGUCCUCCCACAGACCUCUGUCCUCCCACAGACCUCUGUCCUCCCUCAGACCUCUGUCCUCCCACAGACCUCUGUCCUCCCUCAGACCUCUGUCCUCCCUCAGACCUCUGUCCUCCCUCAGACCUCUGUCCUCCCUCAGACCUCUGUCCUCCCACAGACCUCUGUCCUCCCUCAGACCUCUGUCCUCCCUCAGACCUCUGUCCUCCCUCAGACCUCUGUCCUCCCGCAGACCUCUGUCCUCCCGCAGACCUCUGUCCUCCCGCAGACCUCUGUCCUCCCUCAGACCUCUGUCCUCCCACAGACCUCUGUCCUCCCUCAGACCUCUGUCCUCCCACAGACCUCUGUCCUCCCUCAGACCUCUGUCCUCCCUCAGACCUCUGUCCUCCCUCAGACCUCUGUCCUCCCUCAGACCUCUGUCCUCCCUCAGACCUCUGUCCUCCCUCAGACCUCUGUCCUCCCGCAGACCUCUGUCCUCCCGCAGACCUCUGUCCUCCCGCAGACCUCUGUCCUCCCGCAGACCUCUGUCCUCCCGCAGACCUCUUUCCUCCCUCUGUCCUCCCUCAGACCUCUGUCCUCCCUCAGACCUCUGUCCUCCCUCAGACCUCUGUCCUCCCUCAGACCUCUGUCCUCCCUCAGACCUCUGUCCUCCCUCAGACCUCUGUCCUCCCUCAGACCUCUGUCCUCCCUCAGACCUUUGUCCUCCCUCAGACCUCUGUCCUCCCUCAGACCUCUGUCCUCCCGCAGACCUCUGUCCUCCCUCAGACCUGUGUCCUCCCGCAGACCUCUGUCCUCCCGCAGACCUCUGUCCUCCCUCAGACCUCUGUCCUCCCUCAGACCUCUGUCCUCCCUCAGACCUCUGUCCUCCCUCAGACCUCUGUCCUCCCACAGACCUCUGUCCUCCCUCAGACCUCUGUCCUCCCUCAGACCUCUGUCCUCCCUCAGACCUGUGUCCUCCUGCAGACCUCUGUCCUCCCUCAGACCUCUGUCCUCCCUCAGACCUCUGUCCUCCCUCAGACCUCUGUCCUCCCUCAGACCUCUGUCCUCCCACAGACCUCUGUCCUCCCACAGACCUCUGUCCUCCCACAGACCUCUGUCCUCCCUCAGACCUCUGUCCUCCCUCAGACCUCUGUCCUCCCUCAGACCUUUGUCCUCCCUCAGACCUCUGUCCUCCCUCAGACCUGUGUCCUCCCUCAGACCUGUGUCCUCCUGCAGACCUCUGUCCUCCCUCAGACCUCUGUCCUCCCUCAGACCUCUGUCCUCCCUCAGACCUCUGUCCUCCCUCAGACCUCUGUCCUCCCACAGACCUCUGUCUUCCCACAGACCUCUGUCUUCCCACAGACCUCUAUGACCCGGCUCAGCUUUUGGGUCAAGAGGGCUCUGAUUUCUCGCACACUUCUGAAGCCGAGGGACCGAAGCCCGAGCUCCGUUUGCCUGUCGUGAAAAGUGAAUGUGGUGAUUCUGACGAUACGGACGACAGCGAGGGCUGGACCAGCGCCGCGGGGCCUUCGAGGGCCGAGGCUGCGCCGCAGGAGGACGCUGCGGCCGAGUACGCACAGGAAGUUCAUCAGUGCUGCAUCUGCGACCGUGCGUUCCCUGAGCCCAGCGCGUUGAAGGCGCACAUGGAAGUGCACCUCGAGCUUCAGGAGGACGGACUGAGCGAGCGCAGCGGCGACGGAACACGAGCGAACGCACACGUGUUGAUCCACUCACAGACACUCGCCAACACGCGGCUGCAGCACAAGACUCUCCCAAAGACCCGCAAACUGUCGCAGCCGCGGCCGCAGCCGUACGCUCACAGGAGCAUGCCUUUCUGCUGCGCCUUCUGCAAACGAGCCUUCGCCCGGAAGUCGGACCUUCAGCACCACACCCUGAUCCACACGGGAGAGAAACCCUUCACCUGCUCCCUCUGCGACCGCAGCUUCAACCGCAAAUCCAACUUGUACCGCCACUACAGGAACCACAAGAACGACCCCUGA